Molecule: messenger RNA, 1638 nt
Organism: Hansenula ciferrii
Lineage: Eukaryota; Fungi; Ascomycota; Saccharomycetes; Phaffomycetales; Wickerhamomycetaceae
Product: Carboxylic acid transporter protein
Exons: 1
Coding region: 1-1638 (545 amino acids)
Biological process (GO): plasma membrane lactate transport
Cellular component (GO): plasma membrane
Molecular function (GO): secondary active monocarboxylate transmembrane transporter activity
Source: RefSeq, a predicted model, not a curated record
AUGUCUAAUACUAGCUUUGAUUCCAAAAAUAUGAAGUCAGAUCCACAUACACUAUCAGAAAUAGAAAUAGAAACAGGUUAUGAUAAACAUCAAGGAGAACUAAUAUCAGAUGAAAAACCAGAUUUAUCACCAUCAAACAUCACAAAGUAUUUCCUUUCAAGAGUACCAUCAUUAUUUGUGAUAAAAUCAACAAAUCUACAUGAUUUGAAUCCAGUAAAUGGGUUGAAUGGUAUGACACUAAGAAAUUGGAAUUAUUUCUUCCUAGGAAUGGUUGGUUGGUUAUCAGCUUCAUUUGAUUUUUUUUGUACAUCAGUUGCAGGUACUAAAAUUGCUAAAGAUCUUGGAGUAUCUACCAGUGAUAUAACUUGGGGUCUUGCCACCGUAUUGAUGGUUCGUUCAGCUGGAGCUAUUGUGUUUGGUAUUUGGACUGAUAAUUAUUCAAGAAAAUGGCCUUUCAUUGCUUGUUGUGGGAUGUUUGUUGUUAUUCAAAUCGGUACAGGUUUUGUAACAAGUUAUGAACAGUUUCUAGCAUGUCGUGCUCUUAGUGGUGUUGCAAUGGGCGGAAUGUAUGCUCCAUCAGCAGCUACAUCUUUAGAUGAUACUCCAGUAAAGGCAAGAUCUUUCUUAUCAGGAUUGUUCUAUACGGCUUAUACUUUGGGAUUUUUGUUUGCAAAUGUUUUUUGGAGAGUUUUCCAAGAUACAAAAUAUAAUUGGAGAGCUUUAUUUUGGUUUUCAGGUGGUGUAGCUGCUUUAUUAAUAUUAUGGAGACUAUUUUUCCCAGAGACCAAGUAUUUUCAGAAAUGUCAAAAGGCCAAAGAAUUGAUUAAACAAGAGCAGAUUGAUUCAAGAACUUAUGUCAAACCAACUGUACGCUCUAGCUUGAUGAACUUUGGUGAAUUGAUCCAAAAACAUUGGAUCAUGUUUAUUUAUUUGAUUUUAUUAAUGGCUGGUCCAAAUUUCACAACUCACUCUUCCCAGGAUCUUUAUCCAUCAAUGUUGAGACAACAACUUGGGUUUUCUGAGAAUUCAAUAACUAUAACAAUCGUCAUUACACAGAUAGGUGCUUGUAUUGGAUCAUUAUUUGUUGGUAUUAUUAUGGAAAUAGUCGGAAGAAGAACAUCAAUUGUGAUUUGUUGUACAUUAGCUGGGUGUUUCAUUUAUCCAGCCUGGAUGAUUCGAAGUACAUCAGCUGUUAUUGGUGGAGGGUUUGCAGUGUUUUUUGCAGUUAUGGGAGUCUGGGGUGCUAUACCAGUUCAUCUUUCAGAGUUAUCACCACCAGAUGCUAGAGCAUUGUUUUCAGGGUUAAGUUAUCAAUUGGGUAAUUUGGCUAGUAGUGCGGCUUCCACAAUUGAAACUAAUUUAGGUGAUAAAUACCCUUUAGAGACUAAUUCCAGUGGGGAUGUUAUCAAAUAUGAUUAUGCUAAGGUUAUGAGCAUAAUGGCUGGUGCUUGUGCUACGUACACGUUGUUUAUUACGUUAUUAGGACCUGAAUAUUUCCAUAGAGACUUAUCAUCCCCUGUUAUGAAGAGAUACUUAGAGAAAGUUGAUGAAAUGGAAUUGGUUGACAUUGAGCGUGAUGUAAUUGAAGGUGAAAGUAGAGAGAUGGAUAGUGUAACAGUUGAGAAUAUUAAGUCUUGA